AAACCUUGAGGUUUUCGGAUGAAAUUCCACUCCUUGCCCUCAGGACCUUGAAGGGCGUAUUCAGGGGACGAGUUUACCUGCUGCUGCCGAUGAUAUUGUUUAUAAAUACUUGAACGUGAUUGCUGUUAAAAUGCCUCAGCAAAACAAUGAUUGUUCACAUUUGGAAUCUGUUGGUGAGAUAACCAAAGAAGAUUUGAUACACAAAUCUCAUGGGACUUGCCAAGACUGCAUGGUAAAAGGACCAAAUCUGUGGGCAUGCUUAGAGAAUAGAUGCUCCUAUGUUGGUUGUGGGGAGUCACAUAUAGAUCAUAGCACCAUACAUUCAGAGGAAACAAAGCAUUGUUUAACAGUUAAUCUUACAACACUUCGUGUCUGGUGUUAUGCAUGCAGCAAAGAAGUAUUUCUGGAUAGAAAGCUAAGAACUCAUUCUUCCUUACAAAAUGUACGGUUAUCUUCCCCUGGUCCAGAACAUAUCAUACAGGAUAUUAAGUUACCCAGUAUCCCUACACUGAAAAUUCCUUUAAUUGCAACAUUUGAUGAUCUAGAUGUACAAAUUGAUGAAGAAGAUGAAUUAAAGGCUAGAGGUUUGACGGGCUUGAGAAAUAUUGGAAACACUUGUUACAUGAAUGCAGCUUUACAAGCACUUUCAAACUGCCCCCCAUUGACACAAUUUUUCCUUGACUGUGGGAGUUUAGCUCGGACCGAUAAAAAACCAGCCAUUUGCAGAAGUUACUACAAACUUAUAACAGAACUCUGGCAUAAAAGCAGGCCUGGAGCUGUGGUCCCCACAAAUUUGUUUCAAGGAAUUAAAGCAGUUAAUCCAACAUUUCGAGGCUAUUCGCAACAAGAUGCCCAGGAAUUUCUACGUUGUUUAAUGGAUUUGCUUCAUGAAGAGUUAAAAGAAACUGUUAUUACAAUAGAGGAUAGUAACACAACAAAUAUUGAGGAGAGAAUGGAAGAAGAAAAAUGUCAAUCAGAUGCAGAUUUUCAGUCAUGUGUUAACAAUGAUAAGGUAGAAAAAGAUCCUUGGUCAAAAUCUGUGGCAGAUGACCCUGCAGAAAAUGCAAUGUUAAUUGAGGAGGAUGGAAAUACAUCUAAAGAUUAUAGAAAAGAGAGAUCCUUGUGUACCAAAAUGAAUAGAACAAAUUCUAUGGAUGACACAGAAAAAGAUAUAAACGGUUUCCGUGAAACAGCUGAACUUUUGAAUAAUCAGGAAACAGUGAAGGUACAAAUACACAGCAGAUAUUCAGUUCCAACAGCGCCUUCCUCUAAAAAGAAGAAAAACAAAAAAUACCGAAGUGUUAUAUCAGACAUAUUUGAUGGUUCUAUUUUAAGUUCUGUACAAUGUCUCACAUGUGAUCGGGUUUCAGUUACACUGGAAACUUUCCAGGAUUUGUCUUUACCCAUUCCAGGUAAAGAAGAUCUUGCUAAACUGCAUUCUGCAAAUCAUCAAACUUCUCUUGUCAAGGCAGGAUCUUGUGGUGAAGCAUAUGCUCCUCAAGGUUGGAUUGCGUUUUUUGUGGAAUAUUUCAAAAGGUUUGUUGUCUCAUGUGUCCCUAGCUGGUUUUGGGGUCCAACAGUAACCUUACAAGAUUGUCUUGCUGCCUUUUUUGCUAGAGAUGAAUUGAAAGGUGACAAUAUGUACAGUUGUGAAAAAUGUAAAAAGUUAAGAAAUGGAGUAAAAUUCUGCAAAGUUCAACACUUCCCUGAGAUUUUAUGUAUUCAUCUCAAAAGAUUCAGACAUGAUCUUAUGUUUUCCACAAAAAUUGGAACUCAUGUAUCCUUUCCUUUGGAAGGACUUGAUCUUCAACCUUUUCUUGCUAAAGACAGUCCUGCUCAAAUAGCAGUUUAUGACCUUUUGUCUGUCAUUUGCCACCAUGGAACUGCAAUCAAUGGGCAUUAUAUAGCUUAUUGUCGAAAUAAUUUAAAUAAUCGAUGGUAUGAGUUUGAUGAUCAAAGUGUCACAGAAGUAACAGAAUCAACUAUCCAAAAUGCAGAAGCUUAUGUUCUCUUCUACAGAAAAAGUAAUGAAGAAGCUAAAAAAAAGAGAGAGAGAGUGUCAAGCCUUAAUGUUAUGGAACCAAGCCUCCUUCAAUUUUAUAUUUCACGUUUAUGGCUGAAUAAAUUCAGAACUUUUGCUGAACCAGGACCUAUUUCAAAUAAUGAUUUUCUCUGCAUACAUGGAGGAGUUCCUCCACACAAAGCUUCUUUUAUAGAAGAUCUGGUUGUAAUACUUCCUCAGAACAUAUGGGAUAAUUUGUACAGCAGAUAUGGUGGAGGACCAGCAGUUAAUCAUCUGUAUGUAUGUUAUACCUGUCAAAUGGAAACAGAGAAAAUAGAAAAAAGACGGAAGACAGAACUGGAAAUGUUUAUUCGUUUGAACAGAGCAUUCCAAGAGGAGGAGUCUCCAUCUAUAUUCUAUUGCAUCAGUAUGCAAUGGUUCAGAGAAUGGGAAGCGUUUGUGAAGGGCAAGGACAACGAUCCACCAGGUCCCAUUGACAAUACCAAAAUUGGUGUCAGUAAAUGUGGUUCGCUUGUUCUUAAACAAGGAGCUGAUUCUGGACAGAUUUCCGAAGAAACAUGGAAUUUUCUACUGUCAAUCUAUGGAGGAGGCCCAGAAAUCAUACUGCGACCACCUGUUGCUCAAAGUGAAUCUGAAUCAUUACAGACUGAAGAUAAAGUAGAAUUAGAAACACAUAGACUGUAGUCAUCAAAUCAAGGAAUGAAUUCUUACAACAUAGCUUCCACUUAGCAACAUACAUUCCCAAGAUUUUUCAAGUUGCUAUUUUUAUCUUUAUUUUUUUCUGUGAAAUGACAGAAUGGUAGGCAUUUUAUCUAUGGAAAGUGAAUUGAAACACAUAUUGGUCAGUGACCAUAAUCAAGAACUGAACUGAGAUUGAAACCUCUAAUAUACACAUUAUAAAUAUUAGAACUUUUCAAAGAGACUUUGGAAUUGUGAUGUUAUUCUACAUCAUUGUACAUAUAUAAAAAUGUAUGCAUUAUAAAUGUAAUUGGUCUUUUCACUAUAACUAUAAAUUACCAAGCUGUCUUCAUUCAAGUUUUAUCAAGACAAGUUGUCAUGGUUAUUGAACAUCAUUAGAUGGGAAGGUGGCAUUAGCAAAUAGAAAUAAUAAAUGUUGUAUGAAAACUCAGGAAUAGUAAUGUUUUCUUUGUGUGUAUAAGAUAUGUAAACAAUUCAGAUGAAUCAGUUUCAGUCAGCAAAUAUAAUCUAUGUACUGUUUAAAUUCUCUAAUGUUUUUGCUGUAUAUAAAUUAUCCUCAAUAACAUAUGUAACUGAACAGAUCUAUAAUCUCUAGGAAUAUUUGAUUUUAAGAGCAUGAAAGGGGUACAUUAAUUGCUCAUGCAAUUUAGGACGUUUAUAGUCUUUUUUUAAUUCAAUGCAUUAAUAGUUCUACAUGGAGAAAAUUUAUAGUAAUGCAGUGCUCAUUGGCAUGAUAUGACAGUGAUGGCGAACCUAUGGCACGCGUGCCACAGGUGGCAUGCAGAGCCAUUUGUCAGGGC
Molecule: messenger RNA, 3522 nt
Organism: Thamnophis sirtalis
Lineage: Eukaryota; Metazoa; Chordata; Lepidosauria; Squamata; Natricidae
Gene: USP33
Product: ubiquitin specific peptidase 33
Biological process (GO): protein deubiquitination
Molecular function (GO): cysteine-type deubiquitinase activity; zinc ion binding
Source: RefSeq, a predicted model, not a curated record